Messenger RNA from Blumeria graminis f. sp. triticale, 738 nucleotides. Lineage: Eukaryota; Fungi; Ascomycota; Leotiomycetes; Helotiales; Erysiphaceae. The record is from the annotation of a GenBank genome assembly.
AUGCAUCCCUUCCUCGACAGUUCCGUCAGUAUGUCGACGCCCCGCUAUCAAUUGCGCCCGCCAAAGUCACCACUCUACGUGCCGGCCGUUUUACGUCCAACUGAGCCACCACGACGCUUAAAACAAGAAUCCCAGACGCCGACUUCCCCUCGAAGCUUGCAUGAGGAAGCCUUGCGUAUGAUUGGGACGGCUGAUAGUAGCAAAUACGGCAUUGAUGGCGAAUUUGGCAUUCCCGAAGCCGUGAUAAAGGGUCUCGGACAGGUUACUGGCCCACCAACUCGUGUGCACUGGAAGCCUGAUGUCCUUUCAGCUCACUGCGAUGAUCCCUCUGGUCUUUGCACGCGCAACUUCACCACCUUUUAUCGUCGACACCACUGCCGCCGCUGUGGCUUGGUAUUUUGCCAAUCACAUUCCACGUAUCUCCUUCCACUCGACCAAGACGCCAACUUUCAUCCCAGGGGAGCCCGUACGCGCGGCUGCGAGAGCUGUUGGUUCCAGUGGAUAAAAUGGGUAGAAGUACGUCGAACAGCUGCUGUCAAGGCAAAAAAAAAAAAUAGUACAGAGGUGGCUGCUAUUCCAAAGCCGGUUCACGAUGCAGAGGUUCAUGCCAAAAAUGUUGGUGAGAUUUUGCCAUCAAAUCCAGCUUACGGAAAAGAACCUCGCCAUCUAUCUGUUCCAUCAAAUCUAGGCUCUGUCCCUCAAAGUGUACCUCGUGACUGGCAUUGGAGUACCUUCUGA